Linnemannia hyalina is the source of this 792-nucleotide messenger RNA. The record is from the annotation of a GenBank genome assembly. NCBI's taxonomy places the organism in Eukaryota, Fungi, Mortierellomycota, Mortierellomycetes, Mortierellales, Mortierellaceae.
AUGAUCUGGGAGAUGCUUUCGAAGCCCUUGGUGGAUUACAUGGAGGAGAACUACCUCAAAGAGCGUCGCCGCCAGCUCUGGAUGAAGUCUUACCGUCAAGAUGUCUACUACGCGUCGAUGGACACCAGCAACUAUGUUGAGUCUUGGCACAACCAGUUGAAGUCGAACCACCUCAAGCACCACUACCGAGCGCGAGCGGAUCGCAUCCUCUACAUUCUCACAGAAGUCGUUCUGGAGGCAUUCAAGAAGGACGAGUUUGGAGCAAUCAUCCGUGUUGGCCGUAGGACGAAAGGCGAGGUUCUCGACAUUCUACGCCAACGAGAUGUGCAGGCUAUGACAGAAGAGACUAUCCAGAAGAAUGUCCUAAUUAUUGAUGCUCGUUACAUUGUCGAGUCGAUCACCUUUCCAGUCACUUAUUACAACUUGUCGCUAACUGAUGGUUUGGCCAACAGCUGCUCCUGCGAGUAUUUUCUCCGGCACCGUCGUCUCUGUAAGCAUAUCCUUAUGGCCUUCCGCAAGUUCCUUGGCAAUCUUCGGCUUCCGUUUAACAACGACUUCUAUGUUUCAAGAACCCUUACUGACUUCACGACCGCUUCGGACUUCAAGCAAGAGGAUAUCAAGAGAGAUGAGACGCCUGAAGACGAGCGUGAACAAAAUCGUUUGCGCGAUCGCGCUCGUGCUCUAGUGGAGUCCUUCUCUCGUUGUACUCGAGACGCCAUUAUGACCGAAGAAACUAUUCGUAUCCUUGAACUAUUGGUCGACCAUGGAGGUUGCCUUCUAAAAGAAGGAUAA